Molecule: messenger RNA, 1494 nt
Organism: Hyaloscypha bicolor E
Lineage: Eukaryota; Fungi; Ascomycota; Leotiomycetes; Helotiales; Hyaloscyphaceae
Exons: 2
Coding region: 1-1494 (497 amino acids)
Biological process (GO): ubiquitin-dependent protein catabolic process
Cellular component (GO): cytoplasm
Molecular function (GO): ubiquitin protein ligase activity
Source: RefSeq, a predicted model, not a curated record
AUGGCUGUCAACCAAAUUAUGGUCGAGGUGUUUCACGUACUGGAGCGAGACUCCCAAAAGCGAGGCCUCGACGGAACGCAGACGAGCACCAUACUCCCUAACGCAACUCCAACAUUUCCUCUUGCGCAGAGUGGUGUGUCAACGAUAAUAGAUGCCAUAUCGUCAGUACCACCGUCUCCGACAACAAUGUCAUCACCUACAAGUAGUCCUGGUACCACCGGACCCACAUCGUCUCCACUCCUGUUCUUCGUUGCAUUGGGCUUCGGCGUUGUGUUUACGAAUCUAUGGAUUAUCGUUGGAGUGAAGUAUUGUUUCCGAUACAAUGCUCGCAACCGUGCGAUACGAAAUGGCGAGGAGGUCGACCCGAUCAACCUUGAGAACAUGCCGACACGACCGCAUCGGCGAAGAAGGGAGAAGAAGUUGAUGACGAUGGAUGAGGUUAAUGAGCGGUUCCCAUUGACGAAGUACAAGAAUUGGGUUGCAUCGCGUGCGAGAGAAGGCCUUCCGACUUCUGGAGGUGUUACGGCUCCCCCGAGUCGGGCUGGGAGUAUACGAGAUGUUGACGCCGCCAUGGCAUCGUCUCCAACUGGAACGAAGCAUUCUGUCAACACAGCCAAUACUAGGCCAGGAACUGUAGCUUCGGAGGCUGCAGCCAUUACGAUUUCACCUGCUACGAAUGCUUUAGGCGGAGAUUUCAAUGAUGCAGCUGUUACUGAGAAAGGAAUUUCGUCGCCGACUCUUGAAGAGCACAAUCGAUUGGAAGAGGUUCAAACGACUGCCAGUACUGUCGACAAGCGUCGAACAAUUGCCAGCGAGAACGAUCAAUCCGAUGAUGAGGACGAUCACAUUCAUACCGCUGUUCCACCAGAGCUUCUUACCAAUCCAGGAGACUCGUGUGCCAUCUGCAUCGAUACCUUGGAGGAAAAUGAUGAUAUCAGAGGAUUGACUUGCGGUCAUGCAUUCCAUGCUGGGUGUUUAGACCCAUGGUUAACCAGUCGUCGUGCUUGCUGCCCACUCUGUAAAGCUGACUACUAUGUUCCCAAGCCACGUCUUGAUGGCGAAGCCGCUGCCACUGAUGCUGAUCGAUCUGGACGACGAAGAUCCCGGGCGAAUAUGCCCCAAUCACCAGCAUCUGCCUGGACUGGAAUCCGGGGUAGCCCUCGCCUUGUACUAUCUGGGCGAUUCAGUGGUUCGGCAAUGUAUCCUGGGGAUCAAUACGGCUAUGAUGGACGACGUGCGCGGAGAGCUCGCCGACAAGCAGCAGCAGCGGGGGCCAGCGGAGCCGCACAAGGGAAUCCUGCAACAACAGCCAACGCCGGAGCCGCUGCACAAAGAAGAUGGGUACCUAGGAUAUCAAACCCCUUCAGCAAUCUGAGCAGACCUGCCAUGCCAUCUCUCCAUCUCCCUGGCCGCGGUCGCCCUCCCCAGGAGACGCCAGCAGUGGGAGAUGCAAGCACCACCCCUUCCCAGCUCGAAGCUGGCGUUGUCCGAUGA